This is a messenger RNA of Zootoca vivipara (common lizard), 1950 nucleotides long. RefSeq lists its product as uncharacterized. The record is from RefSeq and is a predicted model, not a curated record. NCBI's taxonomy places the organism in Eukaryota, Metazoa, Chordata, Lepidosauria, Squamata, Lacertidae. Gene Ontology annotation, cellular component: cytosol; endoplasmic reticulum membrane. Gene Ontology annotation, molecular function: ATPase activator activity; Hsp70 protein binding. Gene Ontology annotation, biological process: protein refolding; ERAD pathway; positive regulation of proteasomal ubiquitin-dependent protein catabolic process.
AUGGAUGCCGUGCCAGACUAUUAUAAGCUUUUAGAGAUUCCCCGGGAUGCCUCCGACAAUGAUAUUAAAAAGGCGUACAGAAAGAAAGCCCUACAGUGGCACCCGGAUAAAAAUCCAGAUAGGAAGAAUUAUGCUGAGCAGAAAUUCAAAGAAGUUACAGAAGCUUAUGAAGUGUUGUCAGACAAGGCCAAGCGUGAACGUUAUGACUGCUAUGGGGAUGGAAUCACAGCGGCAGCAGUUCCUGAAGGAGAUGAUUUGAAAUUCACAUUCCGCAGCCCCUGGGAGGUUUUCCGAGAGAUGUUUGGCAGCUCAGACUCUUAUGCUGCCAAAAAGGAAGAAGAUGUCCCAUGGUACUUACGAGGCCCCUUAUUUUCUAUCUCCAUUUCAGAAGACUCAGGUGUUUCAAUAACAUUUGGACCCAAAAGAUCACUAUGUUUCUUCUCUCUUGAUCCCAAAGUCUUCAGUUUAAGAAACAUAAUAAGCAGGAAAAGGUCUCCAGAUAAAGAUUCUGAACAAGUAGAAGCUAAGGAUGAUAGAGAGCUAAAAUCUGCUGAGGCUUCAGGUGAAAACGAAAGCAACAACAUAGAAGCAGUGGGCAGUGAAAUACAGACGGAGUAUGAGUCGGUCCCAGAAUACAAGGAGAAUGAUGGAAAUGGAUUGGGGCCGGGGUAUGAUGAAGAUGAUGAGGCUCCUGAGGGAUUUGAGUCCUACGACAGGUGGAAGAACCCAUGUACUGUCUAUGAGGUGGUGAAAGAUGAGGUGCCUUCAGCCUAUCCUUCGUCUUCCACGUACGAACCGCAGUAUGGAUGCAGUUCUUACACGGCUUAUGAGAUGCCUUCCAGGUGCUCAUCUCCUGUGAAGAAAAAUGGAGCCCAUUGUAAAUACACAGCCUCUCCUGUGUACGAGUCACAAAAUGCGUAUGAGUUUUCUACCAUAUAUGACCCUCGGUAUAGCUGCAGAUACUCCCCCAUUUAUGAGUCACAGUACGAUGAUGACUUCUCUCCAUCUGAUUCGCCAUACAUAUAUGAGACCUCUGGACCAAAGUCUCAGUACAGGUUCGACAACUCUUCUUUGUAUGAAUGGCAAUACGGCUACGAUACUCCUCCAAUAUACGAAACGCACUAUACCUGCAAGGACUCCCCGGUGUACGAGUCUCCAUAUGAUUGCGAGUACUCACCUGUGUAUGAGUGGCCCCCGCAGCAGAAUGAAUCGGAGCUUAAAGAUGCCACGACUCCUGAAUUUGAGUUCCCUACGGGUUGGAAUAACCCUCAGAGGGAAUGCAUCUCACAUCCCAGAUGUGGCUACUCCCACGACCCUCUGGAUCCAUCUUCUGGAGAUGCUGAAGAUGCUCAAGGACCUGCUGGCUACAGGCCGGCUUCUGGAAGCAGGCCGUCUUCGGGUCGCAAUGAAGCAUCACCCGCCUCCCUUAGGGGGACAACUGGAAGUACUCCGCCAGCUGUGCCACCUGAGGAGCAGGGUCAGGGACCCAAUGGAGGCAGGAAGCAGCCAGUGGAGAGCUCGGAAGGGCUUCUGGGAGGCAUGAGGAAAUUCCUGGAUGGAACGAGGAAGCUUUUGUGCAGAGGGCACCAGCCUUCCAAAGAGCCCAUUUCAGAAGGAGACAAGUGGGCAAGCAGUAUGAGCCAGCUCCCCAACAUAAACAACCCACCUCAGAGAGGGGCAAGGCAGCUCCAUACUGGAGGCAAUCCUUUCCUGUGUGGAAACCAUAUAUUUGUAGACCAUUCCAACUGGCCCAGAGGGGACAGGAAUCCAUGCGUCGGCAGAGCAAUCCAUGCACACAUCCCAAGAGGAGCCUACUGGACAGGAGGGGGAAUGACACCUCAUCUCCCAGAUAUCUCUGGCAGGCUCCUGAGCAGAGUAAAUAAGAUCCCUGGCAGGGGCAGUUUCUCCUCUCCCCUGACCUCCCCUUCCAGCUGCUCCUAUAACUCCUAG